AUGGUUCCCCCAAGGCGUCGGUUUCACAAGACACCACCAGCUCGGAUCAAAAACAGAUGGCCUGGAGAUUGGGACUGGCAAUAUCUUCCGAUUCGUGAGUUGCCUCUUAAGACUGUGCCGUGUCUACCAUGGGGAAAAGAAAAGAAAUUCAACACUCCUACUAAGACGCUACAUGAAAAUAUUCCUGGAAAUGGACAAGUUCAGCCGACAUUUAUGCUGAUUGCCCACCUGGUACAGGCAAGCAACUAUUUGGAUGAAACAGAUUAUAACGUGCUGACCCUGGUGACUCCGGCUUUGGCGAAAAAUUCUCUGCUUUUGGAGUUUCCCUUCUCUCGUCCUUGGAAGACUACUCGCAAAAGACAAUGGGGUUUUGGAAAAGUACACAAAGAUCGCUACAGCACCCACGCAAAGGUCAACCCUCGAUCCAUGAUUCAUUAUGCUUGGGGCUUUCUGUCGACAGUGGAUAGACACAACGUGAUUAUUGCGUUGCCUCAGUGGCGUCAAUAUGCCUCUCUUCGUCGCUUUGCCUCUGUCACUUCGCUGGCUUGUUUGAAAGAACCACGUGUUCUACCAACAACGGGUAUUCCGACAAGGUUGGAUCCUACACGGGCAAAGCUCAAUUCUGCGGGUCUUCUUCGUUUCGAUUUUCUACAUGGGGAUUUCAUUCGUUGGUUGGGUGGCGAAUACGUCAAUUCUGAUCGAGAUUUCAACGCAGAAUGGGAUGUCAUUGACUCUACUUUGCAUAACAAAGAGGUUCCGGCUGAAUACCCACCACUCAAACUUGAAAUGGCUUAUCGCAUCCAAACUGAGGGUGUUCCUAUCAAAGCCCAAUACACAACUCCUAUGUCUGCUACUGUCCUUAGAGAAGAAUAUGAUAACCAUCCAGCAGUUGCUGCCAAUUCUUCCAAAGUUGAGGAGAAGUUUGCAAAAGAAGAAUGGAAGGCUUAUCAUAUUCACUAUUUACGGUUUGUGUUCCAAUUCAUCCCAGGUCUGGUUAUUAAUCCUAUCCAGUGGGUUUUUGACAAAGGUAAAGGUCGGAUUUGCAUUGACUGUUCCAAUGGUCCUGACGACUUAGGAUCAAUCAACACCUAUAUCCCCAAACCAAAGCAAGAUAAGUCCGGUGAGCAGUGCCCUCCAAUCCACUACCAGUUUGCGUUCAAGAGGUUUCUACGUCAAGUUCUCCGUAUGCGCAUCACCAAACCGACAAGUCCUAUUUUGGUUCAUGCUGACGAUAUUGAAGCCGCCUUUCGACGUGUGCUUUAUCAUCCAGAUGUAGCUGUGGCAUUUGCAUAUGUAUACUCAGACUACUUGAUUGUCCCAGUGGGCCAGGUGUUUGGUUCAAGGAAUGCUCCAUCAUUCUACUGUGUUCUUGCCGACCUACGGGAGGUCUUGGCAACUUGUCGUGUUGAUGUUCCUUUGGACAAAUUACAUGCGCUGGUCCGUAAAUGUACCAUUGCCGUUGAUACUUCUACUCCUUUGUGCACGGUCCCUGCUGAUUCCCAUCACCCACCGUUGUCUGUGACCGAACUUGUUCGAAUGUACAAUGCUAGCUAUGUUGACGACAAUGCAGUUGCCGCCUUUGCUGAACAUAUCAAGCAAGCAAUCAAUCACAGUGUGAUGUCUGCCUUUGAGGUUUUUGGUCAUGGUGAUAAGCGCCGUGGGAACCUGAGGUUACAGAAACCUUUUUGUUUCUAG
Messenger RNA from Cylindrotheca closterium, 1695 nucleotides. Lineage: Eukaryota; Bacillariophyta; Bacillariophyceae; Bacillariales; Bacillariaceae. The record is from the annotation of a GenBank genome assembly.